AUGUGGUCAGAUGAAGAAGACGCUAGGUACUAUGAUGAUUAUAUAGAAAAUUAUAAGCCUAGUGCUGAGGAUUGUUUUGGUAGUGAUUAUGGUGAUUAUGAAAACUAUGAAGAUUAUGAAGAUUAUGAAGAUUAUGAAGAUUAUGAAGAUUAUGAAGAUUAUGAAGAUUAUGAAGAUUAUGAAGAAUAUGGAGAUUAUGAAGAUUAUGAAGAUUAUGAAGACUGUAAGUAUUGCGAAUCAGAAAAAGAAAUUUGUGCGAAAUACGCAUGGGCAUUGCAUCAAGAGAAAGAGGCGUUAGAUGAUGAAAGCCAUGCUAAGGUUUGUGAAAGUGUGAUGACUAGUGAGAAUAGAGUAAACAGAGAUGGAGGUAAAGAUAGAACUGAAGACUGUAUUGAUGAAGUGGUGGCUAGAGAGAAGCGUAUGCACAAAAAAUUGCCCGCGAGAAAAUGGAGGAAUGGGAAAAAUGGCGGUAGAUUUGACGAAGCAUUGAAGAAGGAAGUCGUUAACAUGUUGAGGCUAUUUGAAAUUAAGAACGGAGGUUUUUGCAGGGAAAUUGAAGAAAAUUGAAGAAAGCUGAGGGAAAAUGAAGAAAAUGAAGAAAAUUGAAGAAAAUUUGUGUUUUUGAAAUAG
This is a messenger RNA of Blepharisma stoltei, 630 nucleotides long. The record is from the annotation of a GenBank genome assembly. Lineage: Eukaryota; Ciliophora; Heterotrichea; Heterotrichida; Blepharismidae.